Molecule: messenger RNA, 1007 nt
Organism: Pieris brassicae (large cabbage white)
Lineage: Eukaryota; Metazoa; Arthropoda; Insecta; Lepidoptera; Pieridae
Gene: PQBP1
Product: polyglutamine-binding protein 1
Exons: 1
Coding region: 132-962 (276 amino acids)
Biological process (GO): alternative mRNA splicing, via spliceosome
Cellular component (GO): cytoplasm; nuclear body
Molecular function (GO): protein binding; ribonucleoprotein complex binding
Source: RefSeq, a predicted model, not a curated record
GUUAGUGGUAGUUGGUUAACAGUUUACACUUCACCACAGUUAGAAUCUUAGUAAUAUUGAACAUUUGAAGAAUAUUAAAAAACCUGGUGAUUAAAAAAACCUGCGUUUAAACUUUAAAGUAUUCAAUCAAAAUGACGUUGCCACCCGCUUUAGCAGCUCGUCUCGCUAAACGUGGAAUUUUAAGUGCAAAUAGGACUGAUCAACACACAAUACAUGCUAGUGAAGAGAUCAUAGCAGAAGAUUAUGAUAACAAACCGGAUCAGUCAACGAUUAAAGAAAACUACUGGGAAGGUAUUGAAGGAGUUAACGUUGAUCCAAUUAAAGGGCAUAAAGGUUGUCCCAAUAAAAGUAAUAUUUACCACGAAUGUUCAAAGUUCUGUGUUAAAACCUGGAAACAAGGUAAAGUUACUCCAAGUGAAAAUUACUUAGAAAACAAGCGUAAACUCUUAGAACUGUGGCCUCUGCCAGUAGGUUGGGAGGAAAUUUAUGAUGAAGGAACGGGAUAUUACUAUUUCUGGAAUUUACAUAACAAUUUGGUGUCAUGGUUACCACCUUGUCAUCCUCGCGCUUUUCCCAGUGAGAGUGCAGCCCAUUUAAGAGAAGAAAGAUUGUUGAAAGAAGGUGACGAAAGUGAUGACAGCAGUGACACUUCAGAUCAAGAAAUGCCACAGAAACUCAAAAAGGAAAGAAAGAUUAAUAGAAAAGAACAGGAGCGCAACACUGUUCAUCAUAGAGAUAAGAAAAAACAUAGAGUUAAAGAUAACGAUUUGGAUCCAAUGGAUCCUGCUGCUUACUCGGAUAUCCCCCGCGGGAAAUGGACUGCUGGAUUGGAUGCUCAUGCUAAGACUGGAGUGGACACCACAGCUUCUGGUUGCUUGUAUCAAAUGCGGCCCUAUCCAGCACCUGGUGCUAUACUCGCUGCUAAUUCUCAAAAAAGUUUACCUUCCCCAACUUACAAUUAAAUUCAAAUUUAAAUUUCAUAAACUCCUAAUAUAUAAUGAAAUUUU